GAUGGCUGAUGCAAAACGAGCUGUUGACCUGGACAGAAAGGCUGCAAUGCUGGGCAGGAAGCUUGUCAAAGGUCUGGAGUUGGAUGAUGAGGAAGACGAUUACUACGAUGUAUCUGACAUGGAGUUCUCUGGGAUUAUCUUCAGCUCUGUAAAGAGCCGUUCUAGGGUUUUCUCCAAGUGGGAUCUCAAUGCAUCUCCUAGACCACAGAACUUCCAGAUUGGCAUCAACAUAAUUGAAGCUCAGAAGUUGGUUGGAGUUAAUAUUGAUCCUUUUGUGGUACUGAAAAUUGGAAGUGAGAAAAGACAUACAGCAACACAGAAAUCCACCAAUUGUCCUUUUUACAAUGAGUAUUUUACUUUUGAUUUUCAUGAACCAAGAGAUAUUCUAUUCCACAGAUUGAUAGAAAUUUCUGUCUUCCAUUCAAAGAAGAUUCCUUUCCUAGGCACUCUCAUAGGCACUUUCAAGAUAGAUCUUGAGACUGUAUACAACCAGCCAGACCAUAGGUUCUACCAGAAGUGGGCUGUGAUUAAUGACCCAAAGGACACCAGAGCAGGAAUUAAAGGCUUUGUAAAGUGCAACAUUUCUGUCCUGGCUCGGGGGGACGUAAUGGGUUCCUUUCCUGCCUCAUCCAGCAGUCAGAAUGAAGACAUUGAAAAGAACUUAUUGCUUCCUAAAAAAGUUCCAGCUGAGAGACCCUGGGCCAAAUUCUGCAUCAAAAUAUACAAGGCAGAUGGUUUGCCCAAUAUGAGUGCAGGAAUCAUGGGUGGCUUUUCAAAAAUUGUGAGUGAGAAGAAAGUGUUCAUUGAUCCUUACGUGCAGAUUUCUUUCUCUGGACAACAGGGAGAAACAUCAGUUGAAAACAGCACUAUAGAACCAGUUUGGAACGAACAAAUAACAUUCAUCGAGAUGUUUCCACCUCUUGUUCGAAAAAUAAAAGUCCAGCUACUGGAUGAUGCAAACAUUGGAGAUGUUGCCAUUACUACACAUUUCAUUGAUCUGCAACAAAUAUCUGACCCUGGAAGAAAUGGAUUUAAUCCCACUUUUGGACCAACUUGGGUAAAUUUAUAUGGUUCAUCCCAGAAUUCAACCUUGCGAGAUAUACACAAAGAUCUCAAUGAAGGUCUGGGUGAAGGCAUCUUCUAUCGUGGACGCCUUCUUAUGGCCAUUACAGUAGAGAUUUUCACUACUAUCCAGGCAGCGGAAAAGAAGCCAGCAGAAAUUCUUAAAGGGGCCUUAAGCAAAUUCAAGUUGAAGAAGAAGAGUAAAAAGGCCAAAGAGAAGUCCAGAACUUCUGUCAAGGAGCAGCAUAAAAGCCAGCCUGAUAUUAGUACCAUUGAGGAGGCAGAACAACCAAGCGAAGUGAUUGUGGAGGUAGAAGACCUCCAUCCUCUCCCAGAGAAUGCCCUAGGAGUGAAAGAAGAAUUCCUUCUGUUUGCAUCGUUUUUUGAAGUGACUAUGAUGGAUUCCUCAGUCGGUACUAAACCUAUGAAGUUUGAAAUCUCUAUAGACAGUAUUCUCUUAAUGUGGACAAAAAGCCAAUGACUCGUCCAAAUAACCUUGAUCGAUGUCGGAUGAAAUCUCUUCCACAAAACAUUAUACUCUAUGCAAAACAGGGACUCCGCAUAAGGAAACGACUGACUAGGCUCAACAUCAAGGAGAAAUUAAAUGAGACAAAGAUAAUCCUGUCAAAGUUGCGCUUCCUGGCUAAAGAGCCUCAGUGUAAUAUCCCUGAUGUCCUGAUCUGGAUGUUUAGUAACAACAAGCGUGUUGCCUAUUCAAGGAUCCCUGCACAGAAUAUCCUUUAUGCAGUGGUAGAAGAAGAAAAAGGCAAGAACUGUGCAAAGAUCCAAACUGUCUUUCUAAAGGUUCCAGGGUCACGCACUGAAGAGAUAUUUGCAAAACUGGAAAUCUAUAUGUGGCUUGGAGUAACAAAGUAUGUGAAGAACAGUACUGCAGAACUUCCAGAAGAAUUCAAACUUAUCUAUGACAAAACACAGACACUUACAAGCAUUCCAAAAUAUUUCCCACCCAUCCAACUGAACAGAGAUGGUAUUGGAAGAAACACUCAGCCCAAUGUGGAAUGAACUACUUCUGUAUGAUCAGCUUGUAAUUGAUGGAAAGAAAGAGGACUUGAAGACAGAGACUCCAAUAGCUAUUGUCAAUAUUUUUGACUACAAUAAAUUUAUCUUGUUUUGGGGCCUGAGAGAUCUGAAACGUGUCAACCUAUUUGAGGUUGACCAGCCUCAGGUGAUAAUUGAAUGUGCUGGAAAGAAAGUGGAAUCAGAAGUGCUCACAACUUACAAAGGGAACCCCAAUUUCAAUGAACUUGUUAAAUUUGUUAAUGUGGAACUUCCAGAACAGGUGUACUUACACCCACCUCUCAGUAUCUUCGUGGUGGAGAAGAGAGCCUUUGGACGCUCUGUCCUCGUGGGAACUCACAUAGUUUCUCAUAUUAUGAAAUUUGCUCCUAAAGAAAUAGAUGAGAUGGAAGAGGAAACAGAUAAUCCUCCCAAGAAAAGGAAAGCAUCAGAUAAACCAAAUAUCUCCCAAAAGGUGAUGAACCUUGGUGCAACUGCUGGAAAGACCGUAAUAAAUAUUGGUGCAGCUGCUGGGCAGACAGUAAUAAAUAUUGGUGCAGCUGCUGGAGACCUAGGAAGCAAAGCUAACCCCCUCAAGCUUGUCAAGGCACCACUGAAAAAAAUCCCUAUUGAUAAAUUGGUACCAAAAGAGGAAGAAUUUGAGGAGGAAAAGCCUGAGAAGGAAGAACUGGAUUGGUGGUCCAAGUACUAUGAAUCAUUAAAGGAAUUAAAUAAACAGGCAACUAAUUUGACACCAGCAGAUCCCAAUGGCAAAGCAGAUCCCUAUCUUGUGGUUAAGAUUGGCCAACAACAAAAAAACACCAAGGAUCGAUAUAUCCCAAAACAGCUCAAUCCAGUUUUUGGAGAAGUACUGGAGCUUUCAAUAUCCUUUCCUAUAGAAUCAGAACUCACUAUAUCAAUAUUUGACCAUGAUUUAGUUGGAUCUGAUGAUUUAAUUGGGGAGACCAAAAUUGACUUGGAGAACCGAUUCUACAGCAAUCACAGAGCCAAUUGUGGAGUGGCCUCACAAUAUGACACAGAAGGCUACAAUAUAUGGCGAGAUGCUUUCAAACCCACGCAUAUCUUGGAAAGUUUAUGCAAGAAGAACGCCCUCCCCUCAGCUGAAUACAGGGCAGAGGAAGUCAAAGUAAAUAACAAGAUUUUUAAAAUCCCCCCUGAAGCUUUUCCUGAAGAAGCCUUGGCAAAAGACAAUAAAGAAAAUAAUGACGAUACCUGGUCUGCCUAUGAUGAGCACAAGGCUUUGCAUGUUCUUCAACACUGGGAUGAAAUGCCUGAGUAUGGGUGCAAAUUAGUACCAGAACAUGUGGAAGUUCGAUCUAUUUACAAUCCAGAUAACCCCGGUAUUCUCCAGGGUUCUCUCCACAUGUGGAUUGACAUGUUUCCAAAUGAUGUCCCUGCACCACCACCUGUCAACAUCAAACCACGACUUCCAAUCAGUUAUGAACUACGUGUCAUUAUCUGGAAUACAGAUGACGUGAUUCUUGAUGACGUCAAUCCAAUAACAGGAGAAAUUUCCAGUGACAUAUAUGUCAAAAGCUGGAUCAAAGGACUGGAGAAAGACAAGCAAGAAACAGACGUUCAUUUUAAUUCUUUGACUGGGGAAGGGAACUUCAACUGGCGGUUUGUCUUCCGCUUCGAUUACCUUCCAACCGAGAAAGAGAUAACGUACAAAAAGAAGGAUUCUAUUUUUUCUCUGGAGGAGUCCGAAUUUCGUGAACCAGCCGUCUUAGUCUUUCAAGUCUGGGAUUACGACAGGAUUUCGGCAAAUGAUUUCCUAGGGUCCAUUGAGUUAAAGCUGAAUGAUAUGGUGAGAGCUGCCAAGAGUUCAGAGCAGUGCACUAUCAAGAUGGCCAAGGAAAAGGCCAUGCCACGGUUUUCUAUCUUCCGAAACAAAAGAAUGAAAGGAUGGUGGCCCUUCAUUAAAUUGAAAAGUCAGGAAGAUAUUGAAAGGGAAGAGAGGGAGGCUAAGCAGAAGAAAAAGAAGAAGAAGAAAUGGAGGAGAUCCGUUAAGCCAGAAGAUGUGGAGUUUUCAGAUCCUAGUGGGAAUAUCUUCAUCUUAACUGGAAAAGUAGAAGCUGAAUUUCAGUUGUUGACUAUAGAGGAAGCUGAAAAAAACCCAGUUGGUCUGGGGAGAAAGGAACCAGAACCCUUGGAAAAACCCAAUCGUCCCAAAACAUCCUUCAACUGGUUUGUGAACCCCAUGAAAACAUUUGUCUUCUUCAUUUGGAAACGGUACAAGAAGUACAUCAUUGCAUUGCUGCUCAUUGCAAUUCUGACCAUAUUCUUGGUUCUUAUUCUUUACACAAUGCCUGGAUACAUCAGUGAGAAGAUAAUAAAUGGCUAAAGAAUUACCCUUCCUCCCCAGCAUACUGUAUUGGGAUUUAAUAAAAGGAACAGAAGGAAGACAACAAUGACUUUCUAUCAAAGAUCUUAAAGAACAUAGAAUAUAGCUGCCUAAUUGUGUGUACAGCAUUUUGAAAAGGAAUCUGCCACUGGAAAGAAAUACUGCCUCUAUCUGACCAGACAAGCUGCUCACAUAUAGGAUUCAUAACAGUCUCUGAAAUACAUUUUUACCUGUCAAUAGUUCUGAAGAUAACAUUUCACUGAAAAAUAGACUCUGUGGAUUUAUGGACAAAGUAAAAUAAAGCAGAGGAGGUAUAGAAGCACUAAAAAUUAGUCAUACAAAGAAGGCUAACAGUUUUAUGCUGGUGUUGUUUGUGUUCCCAGAUCAAAUGUCUGUGGGAAAAUGAAUUUAAAUUAGUCAAAACACAUGCUAUGAAAAAAAAAUCACAAUAUUAUACAGCACAAGGUGAUAAGGCAGUAGUAGGAUGCACUUUAUUUAUGGAAAAAUUAUCACUUCUCACUCUUAGUAUUUUGUGUUUAUAUAACAAUACAUAGGAAAACAGACUAUGUACUGUACCAUGCAAGUAAACCACUUUUAAUUGGGGGGGGGGCUUUAGAAAAUGAUUUGAUCAAUGAUUAUAUUUAUACUUCUGUUUUCUCAUAUACUUUCUAUAUAAUGGGUUAUGUUGUACCACGGUGAAUAGAAUGCUCUGGUGAUACACUGAGGACACAAAAAGCUAUGAAGCUCUAGUUGAAUCUUUAGAGGUAUUAAGUGUAUCAAAUCCUUUGUGAGUUUUGCCAUGGAAGUGCACAAAAGUUGUGCAGGUCCGGUCUAUACCAACCUUUGUAGAUAACCAAGCACAGUUAUUUUCUCUCUCCAACCAUGCCUACCAAAUAGCUAAUAACACAAUAUCCAAUUUGAGAGAGGUAGAGAUGUGCUGCUGUUUGUGGAUCUGAGCACUUGGACUACUAGAAUACCAAACCACAUUUGUUUACAUAAGAAAUACUCACAAACGGAAAGAUAGUAGGGUUAGUAGGGUUAUGUAGUUAUUCAGUACCUUAUGUUCUAUUAAUCAAAAGAGCAUGCAAACUUGUAUGAGCUUUGGAUAUUUGGGAAAUCAUGAGAGCAUAUUGUAAGUGCUUUCAUAAUAUGGAGUCUGUGGGUCGUCUAUUGAUGAAAUGGCUUCUCUGGUGGACAUGACCAAACAUAAACAUUCAUUUUAUAACCAAAAGACUGGAGAAAUUGACCCCCAUCAUUUGUUCUAGGCUCCAGGAAAGUUCUCUACUCUUACUUUGUGUUGUGGUCCGCUGGCAACAGAGUCGGACAGCGAGGAGGUUGGGGAAGAACAUGGGCCAGUCCUGGAGUCUGGGGAAGGCUCAGAUGA
Molecule: messenger RNA, 5828 nt
Organism: Thamnophis sirtalis
Lineage: Eukaryota; Metazoa; Chordata; Lepidosauria; Squamata; Natricidae
Source: RefSeq, a predicted model, not a curated record